Heterocephalus glaber (naked mole-rat) is the source of this 1390-nucleotide messenger RNA. NCBI's taxonomy places the organism in Eukaryota, Metazoa, Chordata, Mammalia, Rodentia, Bathyergidae. The record is from RefSeq and is a predicted model, not a curated record.
GAAUAGCAAUGAGAAGCCACUGAAGGGUUUCCAGCAAGCACAGGGGCACAGCCUACAGAUUAUAGGGAUAUGCAGACAAAGAAGUGCGGUGGAUUUGACCCCAGCUUGAACCCAGAGUCUUGUGGGAGUCUGAGUGGCAAAAACACCUUGGAUUUGGACUCAGAGACCAUGAAAAGUAAUCUCUUGGAAGAGGAAGCAGAUGAAGAAAAUGUGAUUUUAACCCUGAUCCCAGUAACAGAGGAAUUCGAACAAGGAUUCAAUGAGGAAUCCAGCAUCUCAUCAACUGCAGAUUUCCAACAUGACAGUAUCACACCCAUGAGUUCCAGGAACAGCAAUGCAGUCCACCUUCCCCAAAUGAAUGAAGAGCUCAAAGCGUGCCCCAAACCUAAGUAUAGAGCACCAGCACCUCCCUUGCCGACCACUUUGCCCCCGGUAAACCAGGUGACCCGGGACACCUUGCGGAGCUGGUGCCAGCAGUUUAACCUGAGUACCGACGGCCAGAAAAUAGAAGUCUACCUGAGGCUCCAGAGGCACGCGUACCCCCAGCAGCAGUGUGACAUCCCUGGAACACUAGAAGAGACUAAAGUGCAGCUAAAUUUCAAGAAAGGCAAGACUGGUAGGAAAAGGCGUGUGAACCCUUUGGAUAGGCGCAAGAAAGAGGAGGAAGCCAAUGUAGUUGAAGUGGUGUCUUCAGCUCAGGAGUCCAUGUUGGCAUCCUGGGCCAGAAUAGCAGCGAAAGCCGGUCAGCCCAAAGCUGUGACUUCCUGUCCCAUUCCUAGUUCCGUGGAGGCCUUCUUGCAGCAAGCCUCUGGUUGCAGGUGGUGCGUGGUCCACGGCCAGCUUCUCUCUGCAAAUAUGGCGGGCUGGGUGCGUCUGCAGUUCUGCGGGGGCCACGCCUGGGUCCCCAGCACUCCCAGGAGGAUGAUCUCCCUUUUCUUGUUACCAGCCUGUAUCUUCCCAUCCCCAGGAACAGAAGAUAACAUGUUGUGCCCUGAAUGUGUGCAAAGGAAUAAGAAGAUAAUGACAAAAUUAAUUAUGGAAGAGAAAAUGAAACAUCUUGUAGGAGACCAGAAUACAUCACCCCAAAACAUGCCUCCUUAAUCAGUGCUAAAGUAUCACUCCGAUCUGAAGGCAACAGAGAAGAAGCAGGCAGGCAAAGAAAAGUGUUCUGCCUUCCCAUUCUUGUCCAAAACAGAACAUAAGCAUACGCAUACUCAUGUCUCUUCGUCUCUACAGGGUCCAUGGUAGAGCCCAAAGGUAAUCAGAGCCUUCUAGACAACUGCGCUGUGUGAAUCUGUCCUUGUGUCCAGCAUCAGACUUAUUAAGUACUUACCCAUAUAGAAGCAAUUUGCUUUGGUUUUGUUGUAAUUAAUAUAUAUAUGUAUAUUUU